AUGACGAUGCGUGAGUACACCGUAUUCAUUGUAGCACUUUUUACUUUGCUCUCAGUAAAAGCUGAAGAGUCCGAAUGUGAGCAUAUAAAUCCUAAUCGCAAACUUAAAGAAUGGGAUUCGUUGGAUCGUAGCGAAUGCAAUGUUACCGAACACAAAUUGAAUAACGAACAUAAACAUUAUAAGUAUUACGAAGAAGGUGUCAACUCCUAUUCAUUUAAUGUGUUGACAAGUGACAAAAUAGGACCGAAAAGAAAUGUGCCAAAGACGUUCCAUGAAUUGUAAGUGUUAAGAAAGUUUAGCGAAACGUUAUAUUACACUUCUAAAAGACAACAUCAAAUAAUAAAAUAGAUUAGAAAAGUGCAGCGUACUUAUUAUUGUAUAGAUUUAUAAAUUAUUUAUAAGAUGCUUUGUGUUUAGAUUUAUUUUUUUAUUUUUCACCUUUUAGAUGUGAAAAAGUCGACUACAGCGAUGUAUCGAAAACAGCGUCGAUUAUUAUAAUAUACCAUAACGAAGCGCUGUCUGUUCUUGUACGCAUGAUCAACGGAAUUUUUGAUCGUACUCCAGAGAACCUUCUUCAGGAAAUUAUUCUAUUCGACGAUUACUCUGAAUCACACUUGAGCAUCGAAGAAUCAUUGAAAGAGUACGCAGAAUUUCACAAAUGGUCAAAAGUCAAGUUUUUGGCAGCUACAGAACGUCAAGGUUUGAUUAGAGCAAAAACAUUAGCAGCCAGAGAAGCUACUGGAGAUGUCGUUGUUGUGUUGGACUCGCAUUGCGAAGUCAAUGAAAGAUGGUUGGAACCGUUGCUGAAAGUUAUACAAGAAGAUCGAAAAACGUAAGGAGUUUACGUUUUUGAAAAUAAAUAUUUGAAAGAAAAUCGUAUAAAAUAUAGAGUUAGUAAGAAAUGAUAUUUAAAGAUAGUAGGAAACUUUGAAUGCUUUUAGUUUCAAAUUUUUAAAACAGAAAUUUCUAUUUAGAAUCGUUGCGCCAAUUGUUGACUUGAUUAAUCCCCAAAACUUUGUGUACGAGCAAAGUAUGGUUGCCAAAGGUGGAUUCGAUUGGGCUUUGAACUUUAAAUGGGAAUACUUUGAUUGGUCGUAUUUCGAUACAGAAGAUCAUAAUGUAAUGCCGUUUGAGUCUCCUGCUUUAUCCGGUGGCUUGAUGGCAAUUGAUCGUGAAUACUUCAAAGAAAUUGGAGAAUUCGACAUGGGAAUGGAAAUAUGGGGCGGUGAAAACAUCGAGAUCUCUAUCAGAGCAAGUUAACAACGAAUUAAUAUCUAUGACCAAAAAAGCCGCUAUGAUGAAUGAAAAGUGAAAAUUGGCAUACCUGUUAAUUUUUUUUUUCAUUUUUGCAAAUAUAAUAUUUACAAAGAAACCCCAAAUAUUUUCUCAAUUUUAGACUUGGCUUUGCGGCGGGAAGAUUAAAAUUGCACCCUGUAGUCGCGUUGGUCACGUCUUCAGAAUGCGUCGUCCUUAUAAGUCUAAACCUGGUGUUGACACCAAUGCCUUGAAUACACUAAGAAUUGCAAAAGUUUGGCUGGGUGAUCAUGAAAAAGACUACUUUAAAGUCAGAAGGAGCGCUGCUCGUUUAGAUGCUGGAGAUCUUAGCGAACGCCUAAGUAUUAAACAGAAACUGGAUUGUAAACCUUUCAGCUGGUUUGUUGAAAACGUUUAUCCAGCACUGAAACCAAAACACGACGAGUUGUAA
Messenger RNA from Bursaphelenchus okinawaensis, 1705 nucleotides. The record is from the annotation of a GenBank genome assembly. NCBI's taxonomy places the organism in Eukaryota, Metazoa, Nematoda, Chromadorea, Rhabditida, Aphelenchoididae.